This is a messenger RNA of Spodoptera littoralis (African cotton leafworm), 5325 nucleotides long. Lineage: Eukaryota; Metazoa; Arthropoda; Insecta; Lepidoptera; Noctuidae. The record is from the annotation of a GenBank genome assembly.
AUGGCCGGUCUCCUAACAAUACUUUUGUUUGCAGAACUCGAAUGGACUGGACAUCGGGGAAAUGAAAAAGUUUUCAGGCAUGAAGACAUAAAAGCUGGUAUUGCUAAAAAGAAUAGGAAAUCUGCCGAAAUGUAUAAGAAACGAGAAGGAACGUCCGGCAUUAAAGGCCAGCUGUACGAAACAAAACUAAUAAGCCUUAUUAACUUCAGAGCAAAAUUCGACAACAGCCUCAAAGAUUGUUAUUUAGCGACCAACAUGGCAGACAUAGGAACAUUUGACGAUAUAUGCUUUAGAGCUAAAGCGAAAAUUGGGAACAGUAAUAAACAAAUCGCCAUUUUUGUUCAAGCGAAACACAGAGAAACAGAUAAAACAGUUUUGUCGCUAAACAGCAAAAACGACUUAGCUAAAUGGUUCGCCAGCUACCUAACCAUCAGACGUUCCUUCAAACAAAACAAUAAAGACGUCUUUUUUAAGGGAAAUUUUCAAGACAUUGAUACUUAUUUCAUUAUGUAUACGACAGCUAGAGAUGAUCAUGAUAAUGUACGAUUUGAUAAAGAAGUUGCUCAUAAACUCAACAGUUUAAUAGCUACAGGAAAUGAUGCCGUCCAGCCGAAUCACAAAGAAUCACAUGUGGAGUUUCUAUGCGAAAUAAUCAUGAAGGAACAGCUAGUCGAGCUGGCUAUUUUACUAGCAGAAUUUGUUAAUAAAAACGACAAUACUGUACUGUCAAUCAACAACGAUUUGAUACUGAUUUACCACGUGAUUCUGGCGAAAAACUUCUUACUUAUAGGUGAAAUUCGAGAUAAAAACGAAAACAGUGAACACAGAAUCGCUCGUUUCCGUAGUGAAUUUUACGAAAGCGAUGAUGAAUUUAUUAAAUUAUUCCGAGACACGCUUUAUAUGGAUAUUUUAAAGAAAAGGCAACUUGAUGAUGUUGCAAGGAAUGAAUUGCUAGCAAAACUAUUUGUGAAACCUUUUGAUGUUCAAAUAUUAGCAAAACUUAUAUGCAGUGUUGUAACUCUAAACAACAGUAAUGGAAAACUAGAAUUUGUUGACAAAUCUAUGGGUGAAGAUUUAAGACAUAAAUUAGAAAAAGUAAAUGUUCUUCGGGCGAAUGUACACGAAGCCAUGUGUAUAGCUGCGGAAGAAAUCCUGAGACCGAAGGAAAUUAAAGUCCCAGUGGCAUUCGGUAAUAAAGAUCUCACAGUAAGAGGGAAUGAAGAUAAUAAUGAAGAUUGGACAGCUGACAGCAUCCUUGUGAAAGUAAAAAACAAAAUGGUGGAAAUGUUAUUGAAAUCUGCACCGGGACAUAUAGUCACAAUAGACAAAACAGUGGAAAAACAAUUUUCGAAAAUCAACAUCGAUUUAGCCAGUAUAGUGGGAAAUAUUUUAAUAGCAGACCAAAACUGUAAAUACCUGAAAUUCUCAGACAAUACCGAAACACUAGGUGACAUUGCGAAACAGCUGUUUUCUGAACUACAAUCCGCAUUACCAAAUUUACAAGAUUUCAAAUUUAAUCUAAAAGUUGAUACGUUUCCAGUGGUUUCUUUUGAGAAGAUAUAUUCAAUAGAAGAUGACAUUUCAGCUCUCGCGACAACUAUUGCAAUAUUUCUGAAUAAAAACACUGAUUCAGUAAUGCAAACGACAGAUAAUAUCUUACGACGAUACCACGUGGCUCUAGCACAUAAAGUAUUGGACAUUUCUGAGAUUAUUGGUGAGGAUGACGAUGCGUACAGACUAGCGAUAUUCCGACAAGAAUUCUUUGAGUCAGAAGAAGAUUCCCUCGUCUUGUUCAAAAGACAUUUGUAUCCAGAAGUAUUGAAAGGCAGGAAUUUAAAUGAAAAUGAAGUUGAAGACUCAUUGGCAAUGUUUUUCAAUGAUCCAUGUGAUAAGACUGCGCUAGGAAAAUUAAUUAAUACAGUUAUAAUGUAUGCGAAUGGAAAAUUUCAAUUCAUUCACAGUAAUGCACCAGAUGAUAAAAAACAACUAUUAGAUAGAAUAGAACUGCCUCUAUCGGUAGUAGACGAUGCUAUAAAUCUAACUGCAAAGGCAAUACUAUUGAAACGAGAGUUUAAAGUCUCCACCGCUUUCGGAAACAAAGACAUUAAACUUAAAAAAAGUAAAGCAGAAAAAAGAUUAGAUCAUUUGAAAAUGAAACUAUGUGAACUGAUGAGUAAAUCAAGUGACGAUAAAGUUGUUACUAUUGAUGAGUCUCUGGGAGAAGGUUUUCUAAAGCUCAGUGGAGGUAUAGCAGGCAUUGUCGGGAAUAUUUUUGUUCUAGAUGAAGAUACGCACCUUUAUAAAUUCACAGACAAUUGGGAAUCAUUAGAAGACACUUCUAAAAGGCUGUUCACAAAACUGAAGAGGACAACUCCCAAUUUACAUGAAUAUAGAUUCAACAUAAACGUCAAAAGAUUCCCGAAGCUCUCGUUCAAAAGAAAUAAAGACGAUGAAAAUUUGGCGAAAGAUUUCUUGAACAGACUUCUGUUUUACACAAACCAAGCUGACGAGAAAGGCGUCGAGAAAUGUUUAAAAGACGAAAUUGAAGAUCACCAAUGUCUGAACGUUGACAGUAUCAAAGUGACGGCCGACGCCAUUUUUUUACAAUACCACGAUCAAAUACAACAAUGGUGGAUGUUAAAGGAGGCGGAAUAUCUUACGAAAAAGAGCUCGCAUUACGAAGAAGCCUUGAGGUUGAUUGUUGACAAACCUCUUUUGUCAAUAAUUAGUAAAAUGUACACAAUGAAAUUGGGAAAUAUUUUCGAAAUAACUUUCAACGACCACGCAGUGAAAUCAUUGAAUCUAACAGAAACAUUGACAAACGUCAUUUACGUAACGGAAAAUAUUCAUUUGACAGUAGUAAAACUGAUGCAGUCUUUAAAUAAAUUCGAACACACUGUCAUGGAUUUAGAAGAUCUACUUCUAACGAAAGACUACUCGACACUUAUAAAAGAACUAACAAAAAUGGAACAAAAUAAAAUUAUAAUACUAGCGUGUGACAACAUACAAAGAAGCUCAAUGAAAAGGUUAGAAAAUAUUUCGAAUAUUUUGAAUGAAAAACGGAUAAUUAUCGUCACAAACACGGCUUUGCUAGACACGGUUCAGACAUAUUUUUCAGUUAUAAAAGAAAUAAAAAACGACAGAUGUAGCCUUACCGACCUGAGUGAGAAGUCACAGAAAACUGUAUUACAAGCAAAAGUAAAUUUCCAAGAUGUCGAAGUGACAUUAGACACAGUUGUUGAUGAGCAAUCGAUGCAAACCGUCGAAGGAGUUGUUUUGAAUGACUUUAUUAAUAAUGAAACAAGACGUUUUAGUAACUCUGUUACAAAUCUAAAUUAUGAGAAAGUUAAACACCUUUACGUGGAUAGAAGAGUUUGUAAACUGCUCCCGUAUCAACCGCUUAACUACGUUCCAAAAGUUGGGUCAGAGACCAAAUAUUUUGUUCAUAAAGAAAACGUAGAAUUUUCCAAUCUGAAUGAUUUGUCUAAUGUAGUACUAUUGUCAGCAAAGCCAGGUAUGGGAAAAUCAACUUUAUUGACCCACUUGUCUAUUAAAACUAAAGAGACAAACCCAAAAGUUUGGAUAGUGCGAGUCAAUUUGCUGGAUCAUUGUGAAAAGUUCAAUAAAUGGCAAGAAAACAAAGUGAAAAUUGAUAUUAUAGAAACUCUGAAGUUUUUAUGUCCUAUUAUUGUCGGAGAGAACAAAAAGAGUGACUUAGAAUUCGAUUUAGAGGAAUCGAAUGGUGCUGUACAUCUAAAAUCAUGUCGUACAGACAAUCCAUGGACGGUGUUCGAAAUAAAAAUGUUCCUAGACUAUUUCAGUAGAAAGCAAGUUAUCUUUUUAUUCGAUGGUUUCGAUGAGAUAUGUCCGCUCUAUACAGAAGAAGUGCUGCACUUAUUGAAAGUUGUACGGAAUCACACAAAUAAACAUAAAAUGUGGAUCACGAGUCGGUCUUACGACAAGGUCAUGGCAGGUUUGGAACAAGAAUUCGGGAAACCAUACGACGUGGAAGGCUUUAACGAGAUCGAGCUUGAUGAAUAUUUGUGGAAGUAUUGGCAAUCGACUAUUAUAUUGAGGAAUUUGAACAAACAACAAUGCAACAAUUUGUGUAGUUUUAUGGAAUUUAUGUCGAAACAUUACUAUAAAUCGAGUAGGACAAGACCGACCACGGCCGUUGCUCAAAAAAGGGAAAUAUAUCAAGUCUUAUUUAUGAAAGUUUGUUACAAUUUUGUACACUAUCUGAGGAAAGAACUCAACGUCUGUCCCGAAGAUGUGAUUCAAACAUUUAAUUUAUUUUUCCACAACUGUACAUAUUCUGUACAUUUUGUGCAAACUUUUGAUACACCUUUACAUCUUUACCUUUUCGCCGAUUACUUCCAAAACCUAAUCAAUGACGAAAGUAUAAUACCAAACAGAUGGAACUUGGACAUAAACGCUUUUACAGUUUACGACAAAUUUAUUGAAAUGAAACUUAAAAACAUAAGAUUUCAAGAGAAAAACAAAAUCGAUUUACACAAUCCCGACAAUUUGACAAUUUAUGAGAAAAUUCGAGAGGACUUCUUCGUGAAACAUUACAAACUAGGUGCUUAUGCUAUUUUUAAUCAAGACCUCGACAAAAUAUUUGACGAUAAAGAAUUAUCUGAAAUUAGAAAAACUAUAGAAAAUAUUAAAAUUGGCACGGAAAAGACUGGAUUGGUACAUAGCAUCAUUAACAAUAUACCAACAUUUAUACAUAGGACUUUCACAGAAUAUUUCGCAGUUGAAUAUAUUUGUCAAUUAUUGAAAUUGGCUUCUGGAAUAGAAAAUCAAAGAAACAUUUGGGACUUCAUUUUAAACGUCGUAUUUUUAAAAUGCGACAAAAACGUACGCCAAAUUUUUGGCUACAGAUUAAAAACAGACAAUGUGUUAAAAGCUACAGUAUAUGGGCAUGAAGAAAUAAUUUUUGAUUUGUUAUUGGAACAGGGGACGGGAGUUUUCGCUUACAAUCCUGACGAUUUCAGCAAAGAAUUAUAUUUGAAAGUAAAAAUUCAUUUACAUUGGGCCAUGAAGGAUGAACUCACAAACUUCGUCUCAACAAUUAGUAAUCUAAAAGAAAAAAUGUCAGAAGACUACAUAAAGGAUUACACAAAAGGGACGUUAAAAAUAAAGAGAUUGAAGUUUUUGCAUUUAGUAAAAGUGAAGCGACAAGCUCUUCUCGGUGUAACAGUGAGUCCAAAUCACUGGUUCGCCAGACAAAAUCUUCCAUGGACUAUAGCGGAUCCCGAAAUCUCCCAACAUGUUAAAAUAUUGGACAAACAUCGACUGAAUGUUAUGACUGACUCAUAA